Messenger RNA from Merops nubicus (carmine bee-eater), 2340 nucleotides. It is a transcript of the gene CEP85, whose product is annotated as centrosomal protein 85kDa. Lineage: Eukaryota; Metazoa; Chordata; Aves; Coraciiformes; Meropidae. Gene Ontology annotation, cellular component: centrosome. The transcript has 13 exons. The record is from RefSeq and is a predicted model, not a curated record.
AUGGCUGCUCUUGAGAAACAUCCAGACCCAAGGCUCCAGCAGAACAAUCCUUUGGAUCCCAGCAAGAAUAAUUUCCUGGAGACUGACUGGAAGACUCCUGUGCUGUCUGGGAAGUUCCAGAGCCGCAUCGGCCGCUGCUCAAGCGUGGCUGACAGUGGGGAUGGGGGCAUUGGCACCUCCUGCUCGGGCAGCACAGAAGACUUUUGCAAUUCCAGUAACGGUUCCUCAUUCCAGCCCAUCAAAACCCAAGUGACCAUCCCAACAGCCCAUGUUAUGCCUUCUACUUUGGGUGCAUCACCCUCCAAGCUGUGCUCUGCAGGAGACCAGAGCUCUUCACAGAGUACCUCAAAGCCUGCUAUGCCAGGUUCUGCUUCUGAACAGGCAGGGCCCCUGAGAAACGGGGAUUUUAAUGCUGGGAAGUCUUCUCAGGUGCCUCCCAGGGAUCUUCUGCGUCACUACAGGACUGCAGCAGAAAAUGGUUUUGAGCAAGCCUGGCAUCCUGUCUCUGAUCACAUGAGAACAGAAGAGACUUGGAAGUUUGACACCCCUGCCAUUGAACGCACCCUGAACCAGUCUCUCUUUCUGGAUAGCUUGUGCACUGACCCCCUGCACAGGUUGCAGAAGUCCCACCCGACCUCUGGGGCAGCUGAGGCAGGGAGGGACCGUUACAAGGUGCUGCCCGAGACCAAGCGGGCGGCGGGGGCUGAUGGAGCCUGUGAGCCCCCGGGGGGAGCCUGGCCCAGUGGGAGCACGAGGAUGCCAACGGGCCUCCAGGCCAACAAUUUAUUCUCAAAACCUCUAAGUCCUUCCUCCCGAGCCUGGCUGCCAGAGGGCUGCACGAUGCACCCACACGAGAGGGUCUGUGAGCUCAGUGCUUGGAAACAACAGCUGGAGAAAGCGCGACUGCAGAUGGAGCAAAUGCAGUUACAAAAUGGAGGUGCCUGCCCCCAUCCCUCGAUGUAUUCUCCUCCACUGCCUCCCCUUGAUCCAGCCCAGUGGAUCAAUAUCCUGAAUUCCAAUGAAAACCUACUCAAGGAGAAGGAGCUUCUCAUUGACAGACAAAGACAACACAUAUCCCAGUUGGAGCAGAAGGUCCGGGAAAGUGAGCUGCAGGUUCACAGUGCCCUGCUUGGCUGUCCAGCAUCCUAUGGAGAUGUCUACAUGUUGAGAAUGCAGGAGCUGCAGCGGGAGAACACGUUCCUUCGAGCUCAGUUCACAGAGAAGACUGAGUCCCUCAGUAAGGAGAAGAUUGAACUGGAGAGAAAACUGGCUGCUGCAGAGGUGGAUGCAAAGCUGAUCCGGGAGUCGCUGAAGGAAACGAUGCAGAAACAUGCAGAGGAGCUAAAGAAGCAGGAAGAAAGGAUAAAGGGAAGAGACAAACAUAUUAAUAAUCUUAAAAAGAAAUGCCAGAAGGAAUCUGAACAAAACAAGGAGAGACAACAGAGAAUUGAGACCCUGGAACGAUACCUGGCUGACUUACCAACUCUUGAGGACCACCAGAAACAGAGUGAGAAGCUGAAGGAAUCUGAACUGAAGAGUUCUGCUAUGCAGGAAACAGUGCUGGCACUGGAAACAGAGCUUGGAGCUGUCCGAGCUGCUUUCAGGGAGCAAGAGAUGCAGCUAGAAACCCAAAAACACAAGGAGCAGGAGCUUCUUUCCACUGUACGCAGCUUGCAGGACAAGGUGCAGCAGUGUCUAAAGAAUGCAGAGAGAGGAACCCCUGCCCAGGAUGGGGAGAGACAGAAAAUAGAAAAUGACUCUCUGAAGAAAGAAUGUGACUGCCUCAGGAAGAUCGUGGACAAACAGCAGAAGAAGAUGGAGCAGUUAUCCUUGCAAGUAAAGAACCUGGAAGAGCAGGUGGCCCAGGAGGAGGGGACAGGCCAGGCUCUGAAAGAGGAGGCGGUGAGAAGAGAAAACGCACUGCAGCAGCUCCGGACGGCUGUGAAAGAGGUCAGAGCAGAGCAGCUGAAUGAACAAAGGAUUGUCUUUUAGCAAGGCACUUCAUUUGCAGUCAGCAGCACAACUUCUCCUCCUUCCGCCGACACGGCCCGCCUCGCCCAGGAGCUGCACUGCCAGCUGGCCAGCUGCCUGCAGGACCUGCAGGCCGUCUACAGCAUUGUCACCCAGAGGGCUCAGGGCAAGGAUCCCAACCUCUCCCUGCUCCUGGGCAUUCACUCUGUGCAGCACUCAGUGAAGGAGAAGGAUGACCUGCUGAGUCCUGAUGGACUUGCAAAGAAACUGGUGGAGGUAAAGCAGCUUCACAAAGAGGUGGAGGAUUUAAGGACGGCGAUAUCUGACAGAUACGCUCAGGACAUGGGAGACAACUGCAUCACCCAGUAA